GAACCCUCUCCCUCGGUCUGGCUGGCUGCUGUCCUGUCAUCGGUCUGGGUGUGGUUUUGCAGUCAGCGGUACCGUUAGCAGGAAACCGAGCUCCAGUCCGUUUCACUCUGAGGCGAAACAAAGAAAAAACAUUUCCACCAGCGAGCGGUUCAAAGUGUCUGAAAGUCGCGUUUGUUUCCUGGACACGGGAGGGCGUUAGUUUGGCGCCGUUGUUCUGAUGGGAAAAAGUUUUCUGUUGGUCUCGCUCACUGCUCGUUUGAUUUAAUAACUUUUAUAAUAAAACCUGAACCGGACGUAGAAGAAAGGAAAGAUGCCGAAAACGAUUAGUGUAAGAGUCACCACAAUGGAUGCUGAACUGGAGUUUGCCAUUCAGCCCAAUACAACAGGAAAGCAGCUCUUUGACCAGGUUGUUAAGACCAUUGGGCUGCGGGAGGUUUGGUACUUUGGACUCCAAUACCAGGACACAAAGGGUUUCUCUACAUGGCUCAAGCUCAAUAAGAAGGUGACAGCCCAGGAUGUGAGGAAGGAAAGCCCACUGCUGUUUAAGUUCCGUGCCAAAUUCUACCCUGAAGAUGUGUCAGAGGAGUUAAUCCAGGACGCCACACAGCGGCUGUUCUUCCUGCAGGUGAAGGAGGGAAUCUUAAAUGACGACAUUUACUGCCCUCCAGAGACAGCGGUCCUCCUGGCCUCCUACGCGGUCCAGGCCAAGUAUGGUGACUACAAUAAGGAAGUCCACACACCAGGCUAUCUGUCCAGUGAACAGCUGCUCCCUCAGAGAGUUCUGGACCAGCACAAACUCAACAAGGACCAAUGGGAGGAGAGGAUUCAGGUGUGGCACGAAGAGCACAAGGGCAUGAUGAGAGAGGAAUCCAUGAUGGAGUAUCUGAAGAUCGCUCAAGACCUUGAGAUGUAUGGAGUCAACUACUUCAACAUCAAGAAUAAGAAAGGAACAGAGCUGUGGUUGGGAGUGGAUGCACUGGGCCUCAACAUAUAUGAACAGAAUGACAAAAUGACACCCAAAAUUGGAUUUCCUUGGAGUGAAAUAAGGAACAUUUCCUUCAAUGACAAGAAGUUUGUCAUUAAACCAAUUGACAAGAAAGCACCUGACUUUGUAUUCUAUGCUCCGAGACUGCGCAUCAACAAGCGCAUUCUGGCUCUGUGCAUGGGCAACCAUGAGCUGUAUAUGCGCCGCCGCAAACCUGACACCAUUGAGGUGCAGCAGAUGAAAGCUCAGGCUCGGGAGGAGAAGAAUCACAAGAAGAUGGAGAGAGCUCUGCUGGAGAAUGAAAAGAGGAAAAGAGAACUUGCAGAAAAGGAAAAGGAAAAGAUUGAAAAGGAAAAGGAGGAGUUAAUGGAGAGAUUAAAGCAGAUUGAGGAGCAGACAAAAAAAGCCCAGCAAGAGCUGGAGGAGCAAACACAGAGGGCUCUGGAACUGGAGCAGGAGAGGAAGCGAGCGAAUGAGGAGGCUGAACGCCUCGAGACUGAGCUGAGGACUGCUGAGGACGCCAAGGUGGCUCUGCUGCAGCAGUCAGAGAACCAGAUGAAGAACCAAGAGCACCUGGCCACAGAGUUGGCUGACCUGACUUCGAAGAUUUCCCUCCUGGAGGACGCCAAGAAGAAGAAGGAAGACGAGGCAGUACAGUGGCAGCAGAAGGCUACCAUGGUACAGGAUGACCUGGAGAAGACCAAAGAAGAGCUUAAAAACAAAGUGAUGGCGGCUCACGUUCAGGAGCCACUCAACGCAGAGAACGAGCACGAUGAGAAUGACGAGAGCAGCGCUGAGGCCAGUGCCGAGUUCACAUCUGCUGCCACGUACAAGGACCGCAGUGAAGAGGAGCGCAUGACUGAGGCUGAGAAGAAUGAACGUUUGCAGAAGCAUCUACUUGCUUUAAGCUCAGAGUUGGCCAACGCUCGGGACGAGACCAAGAAAACGGUGAAUGACAUGAUCCACGCUGAGAACAUGCGAGCUGGACGAGACAAGUACAAGACCCUUAGGCAGAUCCGGUCAGGAAACACCAAACAGCGCAUUGAUGAGUUUGAAUGCAUGUGAUGUAUGCGUUCGCCAAUGAUGCAGCCCAUACAGCUGGGCCUUUCUGCCUGGACUGCAGUCCUGCCUCACUCAAGCUGUUUUCUCUGUGCGCAAAUAAAUCAGAUCCACAACAUGACAUGGCUGCACAAGCACAGCACAAUGUACAAACUUGGAUCUGCAAAAUUCCAUUUGCUAUUGUUCCGAACUUUGAAUUUAGGCAAGUCACUGGUUGAAAAGGGACAUACUGUAUUUUAUUAGUAAAUUCCUGACAAGGGGUUUAUGUAGCAUUUUAGUAAUGGGCUCACACCUCAUUUCAUGACACAUUGAGUUAGCAUUUUCAAUCUUUCUGUCACAUUUUUGUAUCAUGAUUUCAAAUAAAAAGACUCAGAGACAAAUUCAAAUUUCAGCUUAAAUAUAUUUCUGCUGUACACAUGCAACAGUUUUAAAACUAUGAUGUGUUGCCCAUAGCUGUAAAAGCAAAUGCGCUGUAAUCUACUCAAGCACAUACACAUGAUAUGACUGAAAUGUGUGGGUGGAGCAUUCAUAGAGCAGUAUUAUUUUUUACAAAUUUACAAUUUAUUUACUUUUAAUUUGAUUGUUUUUAGAAUCUGCCAGCUGUUACAAAUAUUACAGUAUUUCUUCUUCAAGUCAGUUUGUAACUACAAGGCUUCAGUGUAAAUUUUAUUGUUAAAGCUCAAGCACAUGAAUUUCUUAUUUCCUUUAAAAUCUGCAUGGAAAACCCUGAACGGUUGACAAAAUGAACUUGGCCUGAAAACAACCUAAAAACCUAAGCUUUCUCUCGUGUGUUUGCUAUGUACAAUUUUUAAACCAAUCUUUCAAUUUAGAUUUUAAAAAAAUGUAAAUGUAUUAUCAACAAUCUAACUCACUCUCUCAUGCAACAUAAAAAAGAAAGUUGCAUUUCUGUCACAAACCAUUCAAUUCAAAUCUGGUGUCUGUAAAACAUUUGAUUUGUUGUCUCUUUGAUAUCUACACAGCCCACAUCUGUGGAAACUUUCAGUUGUCACUUUUCUUAACAUUGAGUAUAAAUCAGCUUCAUCAUCAGUUCAGUUCAGCCUCAGUUUAAAAAACCUGUAGGACAUUUGAAUUUGGUUGUACUGUACCUUUUUAAGUGUUUUAUUGUAGCUUUACGCCUUUUCUUUUCAUUUUUAACUCUGCUUAUCAGUGAUGUUUGAUAAUCAAAAUACACUUUUACAUCAAUGUAACCAAUACAGCUCAAGGACACUGUAAUUAUCACAUGUCAAGCUGGAUUUGUGAGUGAACAAAUGCCAAUAAAGUGAAGCUGAAAUUUUGGUUGUUAACCUGAACUUCACUCUAGAAACUUUUUUCCACAAAAUCUUCCAAGAAUUUGAUGCAUAAAAUAAAAUAAUUUCAUUGACCAUGCACUGGAAAGUUUACUUUUGAAAUAUGAGUCACAGCAUAUGUACUGUCCUAGAAAGGCACUAUUUCCAAUGCAUGUAUUAUUGAUUAUUGAUAUACUGUAUGUAUUUGAUUACAUUUGUGUAUUUUGUAAUUGGAAUUUUUCAGAUAUAAAAUGAUGUAAGGUGCAAAAAAGUACACCUCUGAGGAUAUUUUUGUACUUGUCAAGGACAGCUUUUGUUCAAAAUGAAGUGCAUUUUGAAAAUAGUAUUUCAUUGUUAACUGAAUGAACAGCUCACUGCUGUGGUUCUAAGCUGAAGGAACAAGCAACACCAAAAGCCUGUGAUAGGACGAAUGAAAAGAUGCUACAGGAAUUCCUGUUGAUGGUGUAUUACUAAAGGCAGGCAAUAUACCAUGAAUGGAAACUUUAAAUCAGGCCAAAUCAUUCUGUGUAAAAAUGAAUGUAACAUACUUCAUUGUACCAUUACAUAUUUGCAUUCAGACAUGCAGAAAGUUUUGCUUGUUCAUAGAUUUUUAGAAAUUAGUGUUUGAAAGAUUUAUUUACACCAUUUUGCAAAUUCAAAGUAAAUGUAUUUUAGUGAUAAAUGUUUCUUUUCAUUUUAUUUUUACGUCUGUUAUUGAAUGAAAAUUUGUACCAAGAUGCAUUUUGAUAAACAGUGUUGUGGCCCAUUGUUGCGUGUAGUUCUUGUAUCUACUAUGAAAUGAAAAAUGCAGUUGUUGCUAUUUUGGAUAUUUCCAUGCCUUUGACAGUAACUCUUAUUAUGCUGCACUGAAUGUUCUACCUGAAGCACCAUGUAUUGACAGCCUUUAAGCCUUUAAGAAUCAAGUGUAAUUUGAACUCAAGUCAUCAUGUGUGAAAAAGAAAUGUAUUAAAAGAUGCUACUUAAUAUCUUGUCUUGAAUCAAAAAGGACUGAAACAUAAGUAAUAUUGUAAAUUGACAGACAGUGCCUUGCCCAGGUUAUUCAUCAGAUCUUGCUGCUUAAAGUCUUCCUUUCACAAAUGAAUAAAAAUCAGAUUAAACUGCC
Messenger RNA from Seriola dumerili (greater amberjack), 4453 nucleotides. RefSeq names its product moesin (gene msna). Gene Ontology annotation, molecular function: actin binding; cell adhesion molecule binding. Gene Ontology annotation, cellular component: plasma membrane; filopodium; cytoskeleton. Gene Ontology annotation, biological process: positive regulation of early endosome to late endosome transport; regulation of organelle assembly; regulation of cell shape. Lineage: Eukaryota; Metazoa; Chordata; Actinopteri; Carangiformes; Carangidae. Bases 311 to 2050 code for a protein of 579 amino acids. The transcript is spliced from 13 exons. The record is from RefSeq and is a predicted model, not a curated record.